Brachypodium distachyon (stiff brome) is the source of this 1594-nucleotide messenger RNA. RefSeq lists its product as uncharacterized. The record is from RefSeq and is a predicted model, not a curated record. The transcript is spliced from 2 exons. Bases 380 to 1324 code for a protein of 314 amino acids. Lineage: Eukaryota; Viridiplantae; Streptophyta; Magnoliopsida; Poales; Poaceae.
CGCUUCACACGGAGACGGAGGACCUGAAACAAGACAAGAGAACGCGUCUCUUCCUCCCCUCUCUUCUCCUUCUUCUUCUUCCAGUGCUUGACUGACUCCCCCUCUUCUUCCAUCUUCUGCUUCUUCUUCCUCCGGCCGCCCUUUUCCUUUAAGGCCACUCAGUGAACACACUGCUUAGUUUCCCUCGAUCGACUUAGUUUUCCCCUUGUUGUUUGCCGGCCGAUCCUCGGCUAACGAACUUAUCAACCCUGACUCCCAUCACGGGGAAUUCUGUUUUCUGUUUACAGGUCGUCCUCUGCUCCUUCACCUGGCCGGGCGUACGUCCGUACUUGACAAUUCACAAACAAGAGACAUAGAGUAACUACGAGGAUGCAACAGGAUGGAUGAGAGCGUGCACACGGUGAACGCGGCGGCCGUCGUCCUGGCCGCCGCCGCACGGAGCAGCACCGGCCUGCACCGCCACCACAACCACCUGCAGCAGCAGCUUCUUCGCGACGACCACGCCACCGCUGCUACGAGGAAAAUCCGAUGGUGGUCGCGGCUGAAGGCGAAGCUGUGCUUCCGGCCGCCUCACGUCCACCCGCGGCGCAUCGCCGACGACGCGUCUUCCUCUUCCCCGCAGCCGGCCACAUCCUACAGCGUCCACCACGCGCCGCAGCCGGUCUUCGCCUUCGUCGCGCCGCCGUCGUCCCCCGCGACGUCCCUCCUCCACUCGGAGGCGCCAUCGCCGCCGGCGCUCCUACUCGGCGGCCACGGCAUCAACUCGCCGUCGCCGCGCUCCAUCUUCGCCGUGGGACCUUACGCGCACGGGCCCCAGCAGCUGGUCUCCCCGCCGGUGCUCUACUCCGCCUUCACCACGGAGCCGUCCAGCGCGUCUCUCACGCCCCCGGCGCCCGACCUCCACCUGGCCCUGGCCGCGACCACCAACCCGUCGUCCCCCGAGGUCCCCUUCGCUCGCUUCCUCGCCUCAUCGACGUCCAUGGCGGAGCAGCAGAGCUGCGGCGGGCUUUUGCAGGCGGCGUACCAGCUGCAGCCGGGGAGCCCGAUCCCCCCCGGCGUCUCGCCCUCGCCCUCGCCGCAGCCGUUCUUCCGGAAGCUGCACCGGCGCAAUGAGGGGUCGCUUCUCGACGGCCACAUCCCCGUGCUGUCAACAAGCGGCGCCGGUGCUGGCAGUGAUCAGGAGGAAGAAGGUCGAGGUGGUAGCGGGGGAGACGAUGAUGACGAGGUGCCCAAGAGCGGGGAGUUCGUGUUCGGCAAUGCCGAUGAUGGCGCCGCGGAGGAUGUGGACGGCAACAGGUGGCCGGCAUUUCCUCCCCGUGGCUGACUUUUCGAAUUCGAAGAGCAUAUUCAUUUCUGUUAUAGUAGUACUCUUCUCUUGGGUGUUCAGUGUUCACUAGCGACAGACGACAGUGGCCGGUGCAGGCGUGAAAGUGAGCCUGACCAACUAAUUAAGAGCCAUUCAUCGUGUUUUCAGUAGCGACAGACGACAGCAGUAUCAGUUCUCCAGUCCCAAUCUCUUGUAAUUGUUGCCUGCCUAAGCAAGCAUCCAUGUACAUAAAACAAGAAGUUAAUAGCCUCUUUACUUCUUUAGUUA